Molecule: messenger RNA, 6388 nt
Organism: Biomphalaria glabrata
Lineage: Eukaryota; Metazoa; Mollusca; Gastropoda; Planorbidae
Product: electroneutral sodium bicarbonate exchanger 1-like
Exons: 20
Coding region: 202-3183 (993 amino acids)
Biological process (GO): transmembrane transport; bicarbonate transport; regulation of intracellular pH
Cellular component (GO): plasma membrane
Molecular function (GO): sodium:bicarbonate symporter activity; monoatomic anion transmembrane transporter activity; solute:inorganic anion antiporter activity
Source: RefSeq, a predicted model, not a curated record
UGAACUAAGAGGAAGUAGCAGGACAGGGGGAGUGUACUCUAAGUGUGGCACUGGAACUGGAUGUCUGGCUACUGGAUAACUCGGUGACGUCAUUUGGGAGAGAGACGUAGACUGCUGUUUGGUCAACGUGUGAGCAACGUGAGACAUUUCAUUCAGUGUGGAAUAUUGGACAUCUUCACGGCAUGGUUUUAAUCUCACAUCAUGGAUGACGCGGAACUUAACUCCAAAUCAGACAUUCUGAUAGUUUCCCGAAUGUUAGACGGGCAAACGAUGACGUCAUUGCCAAUGUUUUGUCAAAUGAACAGACUGACGGACACAGGAACAGAAGUCAUCUGGAUGGAAACAGCCAGAUGGAUCAAAUUUGAAGAAUUUCUCGAUGAGGACGCCAAUCGAUGGUCUAAGCCUCACGUGCCGUCCUUGUGUCUCAGCGCUUUGACAACGUUAAGGCGUGAAAUCAAGCACGCGCCACUUUACCUUGACCCGGAAGUGACUGAUUUCACCUCACUUGUAGAUAAAAUGACCAGUGGCUGGGUUCAAAGUGGAUACAUUGACAAAACAAUGGAGAUUGGACUUAAAGCUGCACUUCACAAGCCACACCGCCAUGUUCACGAGGGGAAGAUAGCUCGCCCUCUGUCUGUGGGUUCUAACCUUUUGGCCGUUCAAGAACGAGGUUUGAGUGGCUCCAGUGUCUCCUUGCAGUCUUUAGAAAGUUUCGUUAGUGAAAGAGAAGGCUCAGAGAGACACUUCAACGAUGACGUAUCAGAGAAGGGGACUCCCCGAUGCUCCAGAAAAAACACCAAAUUUCAAAGAAAAAUACCAAAGAAUGCAGUGGCAACAAAUGUUAUGAUAGGGGAGGUAACUGGACUGAAGCGUCCACUGAUGGCGUUUGUUCGGCUGAACCCAGCCCGCCACCUUGGCUGGGUCUGUGAAGUGAGACUACCAACUCGGUUUUUGUUUCUCGCUCUUGUGCCUGACGUCCAAACAGACGUCCGCUAUGACGUCAAGGAAGUGGGAAGGUGCGUCGGAACUCUAAUGAUAGAUCCGAUAUUCCGAGAAGUUGCUGAACGCUGUUCAAGUAGAUUUGAACUGCUGGCUGGGAUCACUGAGUUCACGAACCACUUGACAGUGCUGCCAUCUUGUGUCUGGGAUCCCAGUACAAGACUGGAACCCCCAAACAAAAUACCAUCUCAGGAUUUCAGAUUAAUGUCAAAGAAAGUUCUAGAAGAAGAUAAGGAACAUGUUGAGUCGACUUUGUUACUACAGGAAGACCACGAGGAACCGGAGCUCAAACGAUCUGGCAGACUAUUUGGCGGCUUGGUAGCAGACGUGAAACGCAAGUGGCCUUGGUACUGGAGUGAUUUCAAAGACUGUCUUCAUGUGCAGUGUCUGGCUUCAGUCAUCUUUAUAUUUCUAGCCACACUGACUCCAAACGUGACAUUCGGAGGACUCUUAGGUCAAGAGACUGAUCAAUAUAUGGGUACCAUGGAGUGCAUAUUAGCUGCGGCUAUCUGUGGAGUUGUCUACGCAUUAUUCGCCGGUCAGCCACUGAACAUUCUAGGAUCUACCGGGCCUAUGCUGGUGUUAGAGACGAUUAUCUAUCAGUACUGCAGAGAUCAAAAUUGGGAUUUUAUGUCCUUCCGAGUCUGGAUUGGUUUAUGGACGACUCUAAUCAUGCUUGUCAUUGUGGCCUUUGACCUUAGCUCCCUUGUCAGGUUUAUAACUCGAUUCACUGAAGAGUGCUUUGCAUCUCUCAUUGCACUGAUAUUCAUCUAUGAGGCUUUUGCGAAGGUCAUCAAGAUCAGCUCCAGCUAUCCAGUAUUUUUAGGCAGUUUCACAGAGCCCCCAGUUUGUAGGCCUAAAUUCUUCAACAUGUCCUUAGAAUCCUACAACUUUACUUCAAACACAUCCAGGUCAUUUGUGGACAACACCACACAAAGCCUGAUGACCAUGAUGACCACAAACAUUCCAUGGAGUCCAAACUCCACCACGACAGUGCCUGUUAAAUGUUCCUUCUAUAUUGCAGAUGUUUUUUUCUUAUCUGUUUUGGAAUUUUUCUUCACUUUUGGAAUCGCUUUGUUUCUUGUCAAGUUUAAAAACACAAUUUUCUUCCCUAACGUGGUGAGACAAACAUUGAGUGAUUUUGGUGUUUUGAUUGCCAUCGUCAUUGUUGUUGGAGUCGAUGUUGUUCUAAACAUCGACACCCCUAAACUAAAUGUACCAGACACAUUCUCACCUACACGACAUGAUCGAGGUUGGUUGAUCAGUCCUAUCAAUCAGAAAAAUCCUUGGUGGCUUGCACUUGCUGCAGGUCUCCCAGCACUGCUAGCUACUAUCCUAGUCUUCAUGGACCAACAGAUUACUGCUGUUAUUGUCAACAGGAAGGAAAAUAAGCUCAAAAAAGGAUGUGGUUACCACUUGGAUAUCCUAGUCCUUGGUAUUCUCAUUACUGUCAUGUCCUUCCUUGGAUUACCUUGGUAUGUGGCUGCAACUGUCUCAGCACUGGCCCAUAUAAUGAGCUUAAAGGUUGAAUCUGACUGUACAGCUCCGGGAGAGAAACCUGAGUUUUUGGGCGUUAGAGAACAGAGAGUUACUGCCCUUUUAGUUGGUAUCUUAAGUGGAUUGUCUGUUUUAUUGACUAGUAUUUUAAAGCUUAUUCCAUUACCUGUUUUGUAUGGUGUCUUCCUGUUCAUGGGUAUUAGAUCAUUAGAAGGAAUGCAGAUUGUUGACAGAUUCAUUCUGUACUUUGUGAGUCCAAAGUACCAACCUGACUAUCCUUACCUUCGACAUGUGCCUUUAAUGAGAAUUCAUAUCUACACUUUCAUACAAAUUCUGUGCCUUGCUGGAUUGUGGAUUAUAAAAACAUUCAAAGAAACAUCUGUUGGUUUCCCACUCAUGGUUUUAGCUACAUGCUUUAUCCGAAAACUUUUGGACUGUAUCUUUACCCAAUAUGAGCUCAGCUGGCUAGAUCACAUACUUCCACCAAUCACAUGCAAGAAACAAAAGGCUAGUAGCUCGCUAGAGAACUCUGACUGCACCAAUGGUACACGGUCAGUACCAGUGAUCAACAUAAAGGAAGAGCCCAUAGAGAUGUCUGACCAGAGUGAGGCGUAUGGUUCUAAUGAAGCUAUUGUUAAAGGUCAUGAAAACAACUCCUGGAGUCAUGUGACAAUUACAAUAAGCUAAACAACAGUUGUUGCCUGCUAUGAAUUAAUAUGGCAAUAAGUUAAGCAAUAAUCUAUGCUGAGAAUUAGCAUGUUAAUAAGCUAAACAACAGUUGUUGCCUGCUUUGAAUUAAUAUGACAAUAAGUUAAGCAAUAAUCUAUGCUGAGAAUUAGCAUGUUAAUAAGCUAAACACAUAACCAUUGCAUGAUGGGAAUUAGUAUGACAAUAAGCCAAAUACACAUCCAUUGCAUGCUGGGAAUUAAUAAUAAUCUUUAUUAUCCAGAGGAAAUCUGUCUUACAAUUUGGGCACUAAAAAUACAUUAUAAUUAUAGAAACAAAAUCUACAUUCAGACGAGUUUCUCUCACAGAAAUGUUCACAGAUAGAACUAUUCUAGUCAAUGAUUGGAUCGCCUGGGAACAAAGUCGUUUUUGUAAAUGGUAUCAUCUUGUAUCUCCUUUGUAAAAUCUCAAAAUCCUGGUCCAGAGGGUGUUGUUUUUAUUUGUAACAUCUUUUUAGCCUUUCUCUCAAACAGUUGUCCGAUGAAGUUAUUUGGCUACCAAUGAGUUUGCUAGCAGCAUUGGUAAUUUUCUGCAGUUUAUUUUUAUUUUAUAAUGUUUAGAUUGCAUAACCAGGCAGUGAUAUUGAAACUUAAAAUACUGUAGUGUUACCAUGGUAAAACAUUGACAACACCUUUUCACUAACCUUAAAGGAUUAAUUUUUUCUUAGUAAGAGUAAUCUUGGUUGCCCCUUUUUUUUGUGCUAUAAUCAAAUCAAGUCAACUAAGACAAUCCACUUGAGACAUUUUUCUGCUGUUGAAAAGCCUCAGCAUUACACAGCUUUUAUUUCAGACAUCCUCUUUGCAUGGCUGACAUUAAUUUCUUGUUAGACAAGUUGGAAUGCCUUGAGAGAGAUUUGAACAUUGUGCUAUAGUGUAUACACUUCCAUGAUGCAUCAGUCAUGUUUUAUGCAAUAUUGUAUUAUGUUCCCUUAUUAAUUAAUUGUAUUUAGAAUAUUAUGAAACACAUCGAACAAUAGGCAACAUAUUCAUGAAUUGGGAGAGUAAGAAAAGCCAAAAUCUAUUGGUCAAAAGGUCAAUAACUGAUCGUAAUCAGAAAUUACUUUAAAAGUAUGCUGUUUCUCUUUUUUAAUUUUAAUUUAAAUAUUUGUCACUUUCUCACUAACAUUUCAAAGCAGCGUUUAAUCUCAAACUAUCUAGUUUUUAAGAUGUAAAGAUCAAAAUUUAUAAACAAAAUAACUAAGGGCCUGAGUCAAAAUGAUUUCUAAAAGUCUGAUUUAGAGGUUGUGUGCAAAUUCAACACCAAUAUCUUAAUUUGGCAUAGAGCUGGGGAGGGGAGGUAAGCGGCUAUUGAGGAGAAAUAUAACGUGAAAUUGUACUCCCAAGAGGUUUCUAUCUAAAAAAAAAAAAAAAAAAAAUUUAAAGUUACGAAACUUUUACAAACCUAUUUGUAACCUCAACCUCGAUACUUUUGAUCAUCACUUCACUAGAUAUAGCCUUUUUCUAGAAUUGUUUUUCUUAGUAUGCAUGUUGUUACAGAAACAAUAACAAACUGAUCCAGUGGUAGAAGUCAUUGGUCAAAGAAUCUCAUAUAGGUAAACCCGAUGGUAUUUCUUUCCGAUGGAUUCUUUCUUUCAAAAUAGCGCCUAAAGGCAGCAAGGAAAACCUACUCCCGGAUACCUCUUCCCUCCACUGGUCCACAAAUGUGAUGGCACCAUAGACCUCUGAGCAUGCUAUCAGCAUGAAAGUAGCGCUAUAUAAUAGCUACAAUAUAUUUAUUUAUGUAAUAGUUGUCUUCGCUUUAUCGGACCGAAUCCUUCUUAAAGUUUAGAAAGAAACAUUUUUGUAGCAUAAAAAAAAUUUUCUUGUUGUCGAAAAUCCAUAGAAAUUAUGUUCAGACACCGUCAUUGGAUAUUUGUUUUGGUUACAUUCACAACACGCUAAAGAACAGAUGUGUAUAUAAGCAUGCUAUACUUUAAUUCAUAAUAAACUUUCAAAAUAAAUACCUAGUGAUUAAAUGUAGGCUUAUGUAGUUUAGGUUUGUAUAAUAAACAGAGACACGUGUAACUAGAGUGUAACCUAACGUACUAGAUUUCAAUAGAGUUGAACACUAUGCUAAAUAUCAUGCGAAAUAAUAUACAAGUGUUACCUAAAUUUGACUAAGCCAAUAUUUACAAGACCGAUUUCUGUGGAGCGAGCUUGCCGCCAUAAGCUCCAUAAAAAAAUAUUUGUAGGAUUUUUUCCCGAUGAUUUAGAUUUAGUUUCGUAAACUCUUUUAACAAACACAAUGGGCUAAAGUAUAUUUGAAAAAGUUGCAACAUUCCUACUGAUUCCUAGUGGCCGUCUAUUGAUCAUAUGCACAAUCCAUAAAAAUAUAUCAACAUCACAUCAACGCCCCGCCUUUUUUGUUCUAAAAAGUAAUUACACUUUCUUGGAAGGACCCGCCGACUAAAAUUUAAUAGCGAUGGUGGAUUGCUACUGCAGAGCAUUUCUUUCAUUGCCGUCAUAUGCAAUGACCUCGGGCCCCAUGGUAUCUCAGCAGAAGCCAUAGUUACCUUGCUUGUUUGUUCAUGUUCUCUCCUGAACGUUUCUCAAGGAACAGGCGCUGGAAGCUCGGGGCAAUUUAAUCAUUAAAUAAAUCAACCCAUUUAGCUUCGCUUUAUAUAAGUUAAAUAUAACAGUGUAUAAAACUUUGAUGGGUAUAUUGGGCGUUUAGUAUAACCAUAGAAACAAAAGUAGUGUCCGACAUUUAAAAAGGGAAGUAUUUAGACCAACUCAAAUUCUUAAAAAAUUAAAAGCAAGUUCUGUAUGUCAAUGUCUAGCAUUACACCUUAGUUUGUAGUCGCAAUGUAGUUUCUGAGUAGAACAUUUUGUGUUUUUGGACUUGCACUUUACUAACAAUUCAUGUUGGAUUAUGUUUCUUAUGACCGCUAUGUCAACACAUUUGUUUUGUAAAUAUUGUUAUAUAUAUUUAACUGUACAUUAUUGUCAUUGUACAAAACGUUCAUCUGUUUCACCCGUGUAUACAACCAGAGAAUUAUCAAUACAUAAAGACAAAAUUCUGUGGAAAAAAAAAAGAUUGUAGUUAUUCUCAUUGAAUAUUUCAAUUGCCUAAUGUUAUGAAAGUAAAUAAUUAUGACUCAUGAAGAAUUGUUACAGUAAAACAAUAAUGCUAACUGUUUCUAUGAAAUAAACUACUUUGAGUUCAA